AUGGGCUAUGCUGCUCAGAGAGCCCUGACUGACCGCUUUCCAGAGACGUUUCUCAAACCCCUGGGGACCCAGGACCAGGAGUGCUCUCUGUGGGAGCUGGCCAGUGUGGCCACAUGUUCCCCCAAGUCUACUCCUGUCCCUGGGGCUACUGGCUCUGGCCCUGCCCCCACAGAUGUCCUGGACAGGUCCUUCCGCCGUCCGGCCCAGCCUGUUUAUAACUCUGGCGUGCCCCGCCGGACAGCCGGAGACGGGUACUCGUGUGCAGAAAUCUUUAUGGUCCCUGUCCAGGCCAGAUGCAGCCUGCCCUCCACCGCUGCCCUGGGAGUGGGGACAUCCCUGGAGGUGGCAGCCUGGCGUGGCCCCAGCUCCCCUUUGUCAGCCCCCAAAGUGGCCCGGACCCCCUGGAGUCUGCAGCUGCACCAAGAGCAGAGGACAUUGGCCUUUUUCAACCACUCACCGGCUCCCCCAACAAGCUCCUGCCUGGAUGCCCCUCCCCCUUGCCUAGCCCGAGAGGAGAGCGAGAUGGCACUGCAGGUGCGGGACACUCACCAGGGCUGGACCACACACCUGGACCUGGGUGGGACAGGGCUCUGGCGAAGACCACCCCAGGACUGGGGGCCUUCGAUGGAGAGGUACACUCGGGCCUCCCCUUCUCUCUUGCAGUUUGAAGCUUUCUCCUUGGGGGGCCUGGCCCCUGGCUGGAGCCUGCUGGUCCAGGGACAGUCUGACUCUACAGAGGACAAGUUUGAGAUCAACUUCUUGUCAGAGUCGGGGGACAUUGCCCUGCAUGUGAAGCCUCGCUUCUCCACAUCCACCCUAGUGGCCAAUGCCUUCCAGGGGGGCAGCUGGGGCCCUGAGGAGGUGUCCAACGUCUUCCCGCUGGUUCUGGGGGAGCCCUUUGAGCUGGAGGUCCACUCGGACUCUGCCCACUUCCACGUCCACGCCCAGCAGCUGCAGGUCCUGAGGUUCGAGCACCGCCACCGGCCGCUGGCUGGGGUCACACGCGUGCAGGUGCUGAGUGAUGGUCGUCUGGCACAGGUGGAGCUGGCCAAGCGGGGCCCAAGCUGGGGGUGA
Molecule: messenger RNA, 1074 nt
Organism: Elephantulus edwardii (Cape elephant shrew)
Lineage: Eukaryota; Metazoa; Chordata; Mammalia; Macroscelidea; Macroscelididae
Exons: 9
Coding region: 1-1074 (357 amino acids)
Molecular function (GO): carbohydrate binding
Source: RefSeq, a predicted model, not a curated record